AUGCUGUUUUUUGUCAGUCAUUUCAUUACUUUUGCUGUACUCCAGAGCUUUUCACUUGCUAACGCGCGCAUGUUAGUGACUCCAGAAAGCCCCAUCCCUGAGGCCAGUCAGCACAGAUGCAUGACCCCUCAUGAUUCUCAUUUGGCCUUGAGCUCUGAAGACUGGCGAUUGGAGCUUCUACGGCAUGGACAGGCGACGGUUAAACCACAGCAAUUGAUGCUGCCUGGAGAGAUUCCGUAUACCGGCGCGUCGCGUGAGAAUGACUUCCAGGCCCCUCAAACCCCAACCGCUUCUUUGUCAGAAUCACACUUGCUCCCCACCGUGCUCGCCCCGCACGCAUCCGCAGCUCAGUCAUUGACAUCGCUUCUUGAUGUUGGCCACGGUGGAGAUGUUCUUAUUAAUCCUGGUUGGAACCCCAAUGACCAGCCAGGCAGCCACGGACCCAAUGCAAGGUCAUCACCAUGGUCGAAAUCGUUUUUGGCCUGCCCUUACUACAUAAGGGAUCCUAUCCGCCAUUUCGGAUGUAUCAACUUGAAACUUGAUACUUACGGGCGCGUCAAACAACACUUAAAGAGAAGUCAUUUGACUUUCGAUGCCAAUAAGACGGAAGGCUUCGUAUGCGAAGAAUGCGGUAUGGUCUCCCUAGACGAAUCAUCCAGGAACAUUCAUCGAUUUUCUACUGAAUGUGCGCCGGCGACCUUGGUGAAUGAGCGUGGCGUAUCAAGCCAAGCAUGGGAAAAACUUGAAAAACGUCUAAAGAGCGGCUCAACGGAUGAGGAGAAGUGGCUUAAUAUGUGGUUUGUUCUAUUCCAUCAUCCUCUCUGUACGUCAACGCCGAUAAAGGAUACUGUCAUGAACAGAUUCUUCCAAAUCAUUCGCAACUUUUGCCAGGUUGAUGGAUUUGGAGCAAUUCUCUCGUUACUUUCCCAGGAAAUGUGCGGAGUUGAACAUGGAAGCGCGAUGCAGAUGUAUGAAUUGCUCAUGAAGCUGCUCGACUUCAUUCGGAAUUCUAUCCAGCAGCUAUUCAAUGCAGAGGUUGCAGGCGCAAGUGGCUGA
Fusarium proliferatum ET1 is the source of this 1056-nucleotide messenger RNA. RefSeq lists its product as uncharacterized. The transcript has a single exon. The record is from RefSeq and is a predicted model, not a curated record. NCBI's taxonomy places the organism in Eukaryota, Fungi, Ascomycota, Sordariomycetes, Hypocreales, Nectriaceae. The coding region runs from base 1 to 1056 and encodes 351 amino acids.